AUGGGGCCGAUCGUCGAGCAACCGAGUGUUGAUGAGGGGCAGGCGGAGGCGGAGCGGCAGGAGGAGCAACAGCAAGUGGAGCACCAAACAGAGCAGCUGACAGAGCAGCAGCAGCAGCAGCAGCAGCAGCAGCAGGAGGAGCGGCAGCAGCAGCAGCAGCAGCAGCAGGAGGUGCGCCUCUCAGACAAAGGGGACUCUGAUAUGGCGGAGGCGGCUGGUGCAAACGACGACGCGGCCACCUAG
This is a messenger RNA of Monoraphidium neglectum, 243 nucleotides long. RefSeq lists its product as hypothetical. The transcript has a single exon. The record is from RefSeq and is a predicted model, not a curated record. Bases 1 to 243 code for a protein of 80 amino acids. Lineage: Eukaryota; Viridiplantae; Chlorophyta; Chlorophyceae; Sphaeropleales; Selenastraceae.